This is a messenger RNA of Brassica napus (rape), 3029 nucleotides long. RefSeq names its product high mobility group B protein 15. Gene Ontology annotation, molecular function: DNA binding. The record is from RefSeq and is a predicted model, not a curated record. The transcript has 6 exons. Lineage: Eukaryota; Viridiplantae; Streptophyta; Magnoliopsida; Brassicales; Brassicaceae. The coding region runs from base 1575 to 2810 and encodes 411 amino acids.
CUUCUACUUCGCUGUAUCAAUACUGACCUUGUUAGUAAGAAAGUUAUUUCUUUUGAGUUUUAGACAUGACCUAUGUUAUUUCUUUUGAGUUUUAGACAUGAACUAUAGAAAUAGGAAGUGGUGAUUUUAUUUAACUCUGAAUCAGGUGAAUGAGCUGCUGAGACAUUCAUCCAUGCCAUUAAUUUUUCUUCCUUCACAAGUUCAACUUCUAAAGUUUUUUUUUUAAGAACUCAUGCUUAAGAAACUUGCAAUGGAGGAUAAAAAAUUAAGUGUCUCUUAAGCAAAGUUCUUAACACAUACUCCCUCUGUUCCUGAAAUUAAGAUUUUCUAAAGUAUGCACGCUUAUUAAGAAUUUAAUAAAUGUUUAUAAUUUAAUUUAUUUUUUACUUUAUUAUACACUUUCCAAUAACUUUCCACCAAUGAAAUUUAAUCAAUUCAAAUAUUCUCAAUUAAUGUUCCUCAAAAGUAUAAAAAAGUACCUUAACAAUAUAGAAAAUCUAUCUUUAUGGAACAAGAAAAAAAUCUAAAACAUCUUACUUUCGGGAACGGAGGUAGUAUUUAUUACUAAACAAUUGAUUAAGAGACCUUAAUGGUUUCUAGGGAUUAUGGUGCUCUAACGGUCGUACUUGUCUCGUCAUCGUCAUGGACACUCACCAUUUGGAUGAAGCUUUGGCCGCAAGUCACCUCUUUAGAUAUCAAUUUCAAAUUAUUAUUUUUCUCUUAGUAAUUGUUAUUUAAAAAAACACACAACAUAUGAAUUUUUAUUCUUCUAACUACUAAAAAUCGGGUAUGAUAUUUUGUAAAUUGUUGAGAUACUGAAUCUUCCGGAUUUGAAUCAUCAAAUAUAUAUGCAUGACAUUGUUCCUACUAAAAAGAUGCAUAUAUGAAAACAUUGAAAAGUAUAUAUAUAUAUAUAUAUUUUUUUUUUUCCUCAUGAAAUAUUUUUCUCAUACUUUUUACCACUCUUAUUUAAAAAGUGAUAAAUUGUAGAUUUGCAUAUCUAAUCUAUUAAUAGUCAUUAAUUUUUUUGACUUAAAACAGAAGUCACAAUAUUUUUGUUGUCUACUUAUUUAUAGUUUAAUAAUUCUACACCACUCAAAAAUAGCUGUUGGGAACAAGUAUUAGAAAAUAAUUAUCAUUUUAUAUAAAAAUAGACAUAUUAGGUUUGAAUAAAAAUCAUCAAACUAUAUUUGCCACAACUUAUUAAUAAAAUACAAAAUUAAUAUUUCAAAACUUAUUUUUGUGGUCAAUCUUCAAAAUGUAAAAUUUUAAUUAAAAUAGAAAAUUGUUAAAUACCUUUAAAUCGAUGUAAUCUUCCUCUUUCUUGUCCCAAAAAAAAUCUUCCUCUUUUUAUUUAUUUCCUUUUAUAUCGUGCAUUAUUUCUCAUUCUCAGUUCUCUCGCACCCUUUGGUAAAUAUAUAUAAAUUUGACCUAUUUUAUAGCCUCCCCAUCUGUUAUAUUUUUGCUGGGCUCCUCAUUUACGCGUCCCUUCAUUAUAUUGAAUUCUCUCUAAUGCAUUGCUUCACGAUUAAAAGCAAACCAAAGCUUUGAUUUUUAUGAAUAUUCAAGGGUAAAUGGUCAGCAAAGGAAUGGGAUCAAGCUCUUGUCUUAAGCAAGGUCAAGUGCCAAUGGACAAUGUUCACAUUACACCCGAAGCAACCUAUGAAGCUGUGGUUGCAGACUCUAAACUGUUCAUGGGUUCCUUGGAGAGGCUACACUCUCAAUUGAGUACUAAAUUCAUGGUUCCGAUUAUAGGAGGGAAAGAUUUGGACUUGCACAAGCUUUUCAUUGAGGUAACCUCUCGUGGUGGAAUCAUUAAGAUAAUUCAUGAAAGGAGAUGGAAAGAAGUAACAUCUAAGUUUGACUUCCCUGCAACAGCAACAAACGCAUCAUUUGUCAUGCGCAAAUACUACUUCUCCCUGCUUAACAACUAUGAGCAGAUCUAUUUCUUCAGAACUAAUAGCCAGAUGCCUCCAGACUCUCUCCAGAACCAAUCCACUGUGGUGGGACUUGGAACCAUAAGACCUCCACAAGAACUUCAAGCUCCACAACCAAGGAUUGAUUUUGGAGGAUCUUUAACUGGUCCAAACGUGACUGGAGUGAUCGAUGGAAAAUUCGAAGACGGUUACCUUGUAACUGUGACAAUGGGAACAAAGCAGCUUAGAGGAGUUCUCUACGAGCUUCUUCCUCAACAGGGUCAUUGUAGCUUUCCCAACACUAAUGUCAACCUUCAGGGGGUUACUACAAAGCGUCGAAGGAGAAGAAAGAAGUCAGAGAUCAAGAGACGCGACCCUGCUCAUCCCAAACCCAACAGAAACGGUUAUAACUUCUUCUUCUCAGAUCAGCACGCUAGGCUAAAGCCUCUUAACCCUGGCAAGGACAGAGAGAUCAGCAGGAUGAUUGGUGAGCUCUGGAACAAGCUUAAUGAGCAAGAGAGAUUGGUUUACCAAGGGAAGGCGAUGGAGGACAAGGAGAGGUAUCUGAUUGAGAUGGAAGAGUAUAGAGAGAAGCUUAGGACAGGACAGCUGAUGAUAAGUAACGCUGUUCCAUUGCAGCAGAGGGUUCCAGAGCAGACCGCUGAAGCUGAUCUUGUAAUAGAAGAAGAGCAAGAAGGCGAUUCAAGCGAUUGCUCAGGAGAAAGCGAGCCACGUGAUGAUCCUGAACUGGACGACGGGCCAGCUCUGAAUCAUUUAGGUCUAAACCUUAACUCUAAUAGGACUGCUAUAGUGGUGGGCGAUGUUGUGAUGGAAACAUGUCCGAGUAAGAAACCUGAAGAGCCGAGUGUGGUGGUGGCUGCUGAGCAGAAGUGAAGAUUCUUCUCUUGUUUCGUUUUCUAGUUGCUACUUUUUUUUUUUUGUAUUACACAGCCACAGGUAUAAGGAGGUUAGGGUUUCACAUGGUUACUUGUGGCAUAAGACAAUGUUUUUAGGCUUGGUACUGCUGUUUUGUGUUUUUAUUUUAUUUAGGUUUUCUUCUGCAACAACACAUGUUUUGGAGUGAAUUUUUUUAACAUUUUUGUUGGUCUUUUA